Molecule: messenger RNA, 1140 nt
Organism: Alternaria rosae
Lineage: Eukaryota; Fungi; Ascomycota; Dothideomycetes; Pleosporales; Pleosporaceae
Product: casein kinase II subunit beta
Exons: 3
Coding region: 144-911 (255 amino acids)
Cellular component (GO): cytoplasm; protein kinase CK2 complex
Molecular function (GO): protein kinase regulator activity
Source: RefSeq, a predicted model, not a curated record
GCGCGCAAUUCACUCCGCAACCGCGUCCCGACCCGAGCUUGCGCCUGAUCGCAACGCCCCACCCCGCCGGUGGUCGCAGCCUACAAACAAGACAUACAAACGCCCCAACCCUUCGGAGCUCGUCGCCGAGAGCAAGCGCAAACAUGGACGACUUCAACAGUGACACGGACAGCGACUACACAAGCUACUGGCGAGAUUGGUUCAUAUCUUCUCGAGGAAACGAAUACUUCUGCGAGAUUGACGAAGAAUACCUCACCGAUCGCUUCAACCUAACGGGCCUGAACACCGAAGUUCAGUACUACCAAUAUGCCCUCGAUCUCGUAACCGACGUGUUCGACUUCGACUGCGACGAUGAUAUGCGGGAGCAAAUCGAGAAGUCGGCACGACAUCUCUAUGGACUCGUACACGCCCGAUACAUUGUCACAACUAGGGGUCUUGCUAAGAUGCUUGAAAAGUUCAAGAAGUCGGAUUUUGGCAAAUGCCCCCGCGUAAUGUGCGAAUCGCAGCCCCUCCUCCCUAUGGGUCAAUCCGACGUUCCCAACGCCUCACCCGUAAAACUCUACUGCGCCCGCUGCGAAGACCUCUACAACCCCAAGUCCUCCCGCCACGCCGUAAUCGACGGUGCCUACUUCGGUACUUCCUUCCACAACAUCCUCUUCCAAGUCUACCCCGCGAUGCUGCCACCGAAAUCGCAGCGGCGGUACGAGCCCCGCGUUUUCGGCUUCAAAGUACACUCUGCUGCAGCGCUGGCGCGAUGGCAGGCAGACAAAAAGGAUGAGAUGAAAGACAGGCUGAAGACGCUGAAGAUGGAGACUGGGUUUGAAGAGGAAGAUGAAGAUCUGGAAGAUGAUGAGGACGACGAUGAUAUGGAGACUCAGGAGGGCGUUGAGGGCGCGGUUUUGCAGCUGUGACAAAUGGGCCUAUAACGGCCUUUUUCACUGUUGUAGGUGUGGGAAGCAGAUGUAGGAAGAUGGAGGCAUGAGUAGUUUACAACAUCCUCGAGGAACUAGCAUGGGUUUGGCGAUAGGCGUCAUGGCUGGGUGUUAAGCAGUAUCUGAUAUACCAAACAACCUUCAAACAAUGCAGAUUAAGACUUGCAUCAUACCCGAAAUAGCCCGAGUUUCACGUUUGCAUUAGCAU